UCUCUCCUACCCCUCUCCUUCCUAACACGCUUGGCAUAUGCUCUCAAAUAUUCCCUCCCCUCCCCUCCCCUCUAAAACCAUACUAUACAUCCCCUUCUCUUUUUCUUGCUUUAUAUGAUCCAUGGUACAAGACCCACAAAUGCUAUAGAGUGUUCAUGAGAAGAGAAAGGAGAUAGAAAGGGAGGAGAAUAAAUAACAAAUGAAGUUUGGCAAGUGGCUAAAGAGGCAAAUAGAGGAGAGCCCUCCUCAAUGGAGGGACAAGUUCAUAUCCUACAAGGAUCUCAAGAAGUUGGUCCGGCUCAUCUCCGCGAACCAGCCGGAGGCCGAGGAGGAGUUCGUGUCGCUCCUCGACGCCGAGAUCGACAAGUUCAACACCUUCUUCAUCGAGCAAGAGGAGGACUUCAUCAUCCGACAGCCGGAGCUCCACGAGAGGAUCAAGAAGGCGGCAGUGACCUUCGGGGCGGAGGUGGGCCGCCCGUCGGAGGCGGAGUAUGCGGCGGAGAUGGGAUGCAUAAGGAAAGACAUUGUCAACUUCCAUGGAGAAAUGGUGCUACUGGUGAACUACAGCAGCAUCAACUACACAGGGCUAGCUAAGAUCUUGAAGAAGUACGACAAGCGAACGGGACGACUACUGAGACUUCCUUUCAUAGAGAAGGUCUUGAAGCAGCCAUUCUUCAUGACCGAGCUCAUCUCGGAGCUUGUAAAAGAUUGCGAGAGCAUCGUGGAAGACGUUUUCCCUGCCAUAGAAGAGCAAGAGAACGCGGAGAGAGGGGGACGCGACGGGCUAGCAAUGGCGGAGCAGAGCAUACUAAGAAACACAGUCGCCGCACUCAUAACCAUGCAGGAAAUGAGAAAAGGAAGCUCCACUCAUGGUGAAUUCUCCCUGCCCCCUUUGAUCUUACCUGAUUCGGAAAUUUUGCAGUGGUUGCAGGUUCAAUCUUCGUUUCCUAUCCAAUGAUAAGACAAUGUUAGCAAAGAGAGAGAAAGAGCGGUUAGGAUGUGGAAGGGACGGAUGUAUCGAA
Molecule: messenger RNA, 1022 nt
Organism: Ananas comosus (pineapple)
Lineage: Eukaryota; Viridiplantae; Streptophyta; Magnoliopsida; Poales; Bromeliaceae
Product: SPX domain-containing protein 5-like
Exons: 3
Coding region: 200-958 (252 amino acids)
Biological process (GO): cellular response to phosphate starvation
Source: RefSeq, a predicted model, not a curated record